Molecule: messenger RNA, 804 nt
Organism: Sporisorium graminicola
Lineage: Eukaryota; Fungi; Basidiomycota; Ustilaginomycetes; Ustilaginales; Ustilaginaceae
Exons: 2
Coding region: 1-804 (267 amino acids)
Molecular function (GO): protein binding
Source: RefSeq, a predicted model, not a curated record
AUGUCCUCAUCUAGCGAGAACACAUCCACAGCCUCUGGCUCUAGUUCUUCACGCAGCCCAAACGCCGCAGAUGGGAUCCGAGUCUUCUUACCACCCUCCUCGGACUCGUCAGCGCCGUCCAUCAUCCCGCCUCCAUCAGAUGACGACCUGAAACCCUCUCCCGAAGAGCUCAAGGCCGCGUUCCGCUCCACACUCUUACAGCGACAUGGUCCGGACGCACCGCUGCUCACGCGCGCGCAGCGAGAAAAGCAAGAAGCAAAGCUGGGCCUCUACUCGUCACGCAAUCGCACCUGGACGGCCGUCCGCAUCCGCAUCCGCUUUUCGGACCGGACGAUGAUCGAAUCUACCUUCAGCGAGUCGGAUACGCUCGAGGCGGUGUACGCUUUCUUGCAUUCUUCGCUGGAUGAAGAAAUGACGCGUGGGAAGAAGGUGGUGAUUUACACGGCACCACCGAAAGUAGAGUAUGCGAGGGACGAUAAGAAGUGGAAGGGCAAGACGCUGAGGGAUCUGGGGUGGAUUCCGAGUGCAGUGGUUAGUGUGAAGUGGGACGAUGCGGCUAUGAAUGCGACUGGGUAUCCGGCGCCGUUGAAGGGGCAGCUGAAGGACCGGGCUGAGCCGGUUCCGCCGCCGCCGAACUUUGAUCAGCCAUCAACGGCGCAGCAGGGGGGCAGUGCAGCACAGUCGACCACGUCAGAUUCAUCACCAAGCGGGAACGCGGCGAAACCAAUGCCGAAAUGGCUGAAGAACAUUGUCACUCACCACGUGCACAUUCGCACCGACGAACAGGACAUGCAACUCGAUUGA